Messenger RNA from Myodes glareolus (Bank vole), 1891 nucleotides. It is a transcript of the gene Tektip1, whose product is annotated as tektin bundle interacting protein 1. NCBI's taxonomy places the organism in Eukaryota, Metazoa, Chordata, Mammalia, Rodentia, Cricetidae. The record is from RefSeq and is a predicted model, not a curated record.
AUUCUCAGCAGACCCCAGGCGAGCAGGUGCUGUGCUCCUCAGCAGGGGCUUCCUCCCAGCAAGAUGGCGGGGUGCCUCAGCCUGUCGGGAGUCACCAGAAACAAUAUGCCAUGGGACCCUUAUUGCCACAGGAGGCUCCAUAAGCCACCUGCCUGAACAUAAUAGCCUUGUCCAUCUGAUAGUCCCAACACCACACUUGUCAGUGAGGCUGGGCUGGUCCCCAGUGGACAGACAGCUGUGAAGGGUGAGGUCCUGUCUCUACCAAGUCCUGGGGAAGGGACAAGCUGCAGGCAAGCAGGUGUGGUCCAGGCCCCCACCCACACACUGGGGAAAACCUGCUAGGGUCCUGAGUGGCCAGGGGACUCCAGAGGCCUAAAGCCUCUCUGGCUGUGCGCUCCAGCCCCGAAUAUCCAAAGGUGGCCUGGGCUGUGGGCAGUUUGCACAAAGUCCCUGGGGCAGGACAGGUCCGGUAUGUUGCAGAGAGGGAGUUGAUGUUUGUGCUGUGGAAACGACCCCAGAUGGACCCCGGUGCCUGGGUAGCAGCCACGGAUACAGGUGCCACCCUUGGGUGGCAAAGGGCGCCAUCAAGUACUUUGAGUUGGUUGUGUUGUUUAUUGCAGUAAAAAACACAAAACACACUGUACUACCAUAAAAUGAGCUAUGUAACAAUCACUGCUAAUUCUGGGGCUUUCUCUGACCAAAGGUGCAAAGGCUCAACCACAUCUGUCACGAAUCCACUUCCCUCUGUGGAUCCCUGGGUCACGGUCAUUUACUGUCACGGAGCCCACACUUCGUCCCCUGCUGAGUCCCAUGUCCUCUGGGUCCCUCCACACUGGCUGGUGAUAGUCUUCUGUUUAGGGCUGAGUGAUGGUCUAGGCUGUGUCCCCACCACCCAGCAGACCCCCCCCCCAGCAGUGCUUUCCUUGUGGGUGUCCAGGGGACAGAGACUACGGUGGGGUGGGUAAGGGCAGACUGCGGAGACCCUGGCACAGGGAGGACAUGGCUUGCUAUUGUGUGGCAGGGAGAAAGUUAAGGAACAUUCAGAUAUCCCCGGGUAGGGAGCUGGCAGGAGCCCAAAGUCACAAGCCCCGCUCUGGUCCUGAGGGCUCCAGUCCCACACCAGGAAGUAGGCUGAGGUCAUGGGGACUGCACUGCCCACUUCCCUGUUGCUGGGACACCUUUGUCUCUGUCAACAAUGGCCCUAGGGCCUUGGCACUGUGAGCCUCUGGGAACACAGGGGCAGACAUGGAAAACCUGAGGCGGGAGGCUGCCCAGCCCUUUGUCCCCUCGGGCACCCUGGAACUCAACUUCCCCGCCCUUCUAUACAGCAAUGACUACCUGUCCCUGGAGGGUCCCCGUUGGGCACCGGCCGUCAAGCAAGCUGUGCGCUGGAAGUUCACGCCCAUGGGACAGGACGCAGCCGGCCAGGUGUGGUUCACCGGCCUGACCAACUCGGACCCCCGUGAGGCCUGGUACAUGCUGCCUGCCGCGCUUGACAGACCGUACCGCGAAGCCCAUGCGCGCUGGCACGGUUGCUUUGAGAAUCGCCAGCGUGACCUGCCGUCCGCCUACACGCAGCACCUGCGGGAGACGGCCUUCUGGGACCCCAUGCUGCCUGCGCAGUAUCUCAGCCCGGGCACGCGCUGGGGGUGCAUGCCAUGGAGGGACAGGCACAUCCGCGGCAAGGAGUUUGUGGUCAACAGGAACCAAUUCGGGGUGGAGCCCUGGCGGUCCGACUACGUUCCCCACCUGUCGCCGCCACAACGGCCGCGCUACACCUCGCAGGACUUCAGGCAACGGGACAGAGAGCGCCCCUGCCCGGCCACCGGCCAGCCGCCCCCGGCCUUCACGCCCGCGCUCUGAUAAAGCCCUGCUGCCGACCAGUGCCUCG